This is a messenger RNA of Arvicanthis niloticus (Nile rat), 797 nucleotides long. RefSeq names its product SUB1 regulator of transcription (gene Sub1). Gene Ontology annotation, molecular function: transcription coactivator activity; DNA binding. Lineage: Eukaryota; Metazoa; Chordata; Mammalia; Rodentia; Muridae. Gene Ontology annotation, biological process: positive regulation of transcription initiation by RNA polymerase II. The record is from RefSeq and is a predicted model, not a curated record.
GCCUUUAAGUUGCCGUCACGUCCGGCUCUCUGUCAGUCCGGAGCAAGCGAGCGAGCGAGCAAGGUAGCGGCUGUUGGACGGCAGGAGCAGGAGCAAUGCCUAAAUCAAAGGAACUUGUUUCUUCAAGCUCUUCAGGCAGUGAUUCUGACAGUGAAGUUGAAAAAAAGUUAAAGAGGAAAAAGCAAGCUGUUCCAGAGAAACCUGUGAAGAAGCAGAAGCCUGGUGAGACUUCUAGAGCUCUGGCGUCCUCCAAGCAGAGCAGCAGCAGCAGAGAUGAUAACAUGUUCCAGAUUGGAAAGAUGAGAUAUGUCAGUGUUCGGGACUUUAAAGGAAAAAUUCUAAUUGAUAUUAGAGAAUACUGGAUGGACUCAGAAGGUGAAAUGAAACCAGGGAGAAAAGGUAUUUCUUUAAACAUGGAACAGUGGAGCCAGCUGAAGGAACAGAUCUCUGACAUAGAUGAUGCAGUGAGAAAGCUGUGAAAUCUGAGCCGCAUCAAACCUGCACUGUUGUAGUUGUUUUAAUCUGUCUUUCUACAUUGGCUUUUGUUUUCUAAAUGUUGUUUUCCAAGCUGUUGUAUAUUUGGAUGGCAGAACAAUUUGUAAGACAAAUACUUUUUUUUAAUGUGCAUUAUUAAAAUGUUCUAAGUGAAGCUAAUUGUCAACUUUAUUAAAGAGGAUUGCUUUGUGCCCCCUACCUAGUGUAAAAUAAAGUCAGAUCAUUACAAUCUUAACUGUGGGAGCCUUUUUUGAUCAGAAAAACCCUAGUUACUGUUUAAGACCAAAAAAACAAAAAACCAA